Molecule: messenger RNA, 4178 nt
Organism: Chiloscyllium plagiosum (whitespotted bambooshark)
Lineage: Eukaryota; Metazoa; Chordata; Chondrichthyes; Orectolobiformes; Hemiscylliidae
Product: katanin p60 ATPase-containing subunit A1-like
Biological process (GO): microtubule severing
Cellular component (GO): microtubule cytoskeleton
Molecular function (GO): ATP hydrolysis activity; microtubule severing ATPase activity; ATP binding
Source: RefSeq, a predicted model, not a curated record
UGCCUGGUCAUUUGUGCUGCCUCCAGAAGCUUCUAGCCGGCGGUCGCUCAGUGUACCGAUUGAUAUACCGCUUCUGUAUGGUUGUGCUCGGCUGCAACAGAAUGCAAUGAAAAUGAGUCUCCAUGAGAUCAGUGAAAAUGUGAAGUUGGGCAGAGAAUAUGCCUUAUUGGGAAAUUAUGAUUCUGCAUUAGUGUACUAUCAAGGAGUAAUUGAACAAAUUCAAAAAUACUUGUCUUCAGUCAGAGAUCCUUCAUACAAGCAGAAGUGGAACCAGGUAUGGCAAGAGAUAACUGAAGAAUGUCAGCAUGUCAAAGAGAUUAUGUCAACAUUGGAUGGCUUUAAACAUGACAGUUCUCCAUUGCAAGCAGUACGACAUGAAGGACAUGAUUUAGAAGUCUGGUCAUUACCUGUGCCUGUAGAGCGCAAUAGACCAUCACCACAUCCAAGAAAACGACAGUCAACGCCUUGCAAUGACCUUAGAGGUCCUCAGAAAGACCGUCUCGGAGCUCCAGUUAGAGGUUCUAGUCGUCCUGUACCCCGAAUAGGAAACAGUGAUAGAGUGAGAUCAAACAAAGGAAAAGACAAGAAAGAAAAUCAAAGUAAAGGAAAGGAAGACAAGGUUAAAGCAGUUGAUACCUCUGAAAGUGAGCCAAAAAAGUUUGAUAGUUCUGGGAAUGACCGAGAUUUAGUAGAAGCUUUGGAACGAGACAUAAUAUCACAAAACCCAAAUGUUCGAUGGGAUGAUAUAGCAGACUUGGCGUCAGCAAAAAAAUUACUGGAAGAAGCAGUUGUUUUGCCAAUGUGGAUGCCAGAUUUCUUUAAGGGAAUCAGGCGACCUUGGAAAGGAGUAUUAAUGGUUGGUCCCCCAGGAACAGGAAAAACAAUGCUGGCUAAAGCUGUAGCAACUGAAUGUGGAACAACAUUUUUCAAUAUUUCUUCAUCAACGCUUACUUCCAAGUAUAGAGGAGAGUCUGAGAAACUUGUCCGCCUUUUGUUUGAAAUGGCCAGAUUUUAUGCCCCAACAACCAUUUUCAUUGAUGAAAUUGACUCCAUUUGCAGUCGUAGAGGAACUGCUGAGGAGCAUGAGGCAAGCAGACGGGUAAAAGCUGAGCUACUUGUUCAGAUGGAUGGUGUUGGAGGUGCAUCAGAGAAUGACGACCCUUCAAAGAUGGUUAUGGUUCUAGCAGCUACAAAUUUCCCAUGGGAUAUUGAUGAAGCCCUAAGAAGGCGUCUAGAAAAACGAAUUUACAUUCCUUUACCUUCAGCAACAGGAAGAGAGGAGCUGCUGCGGAUAAACCUCCGAGAAUUGGAGGUGGCAGAUGAUGUAGAUGUCAAAAGAAUAGCUGAACAAAUGGAAGGAUAUUCUGGAGCAGACAUAACCAAUGUUUGCAGGGAUGCCUCCAUGAUGGCCAUGCGACGUCGCAUUCAAGGACUAACUCCUGAGGAAAUAAGAAAUAUCUCCAGAGAUGAGUUGCAGAUGCCAACAACCAUGGAAGAUUUUGGAAUGGCUCUAAAGAAAGUUUCUAAGUCUGUUUCUGCUGCAGACCUGGAGAAGUAUGAGAAAUGGAUUGCAGAGUUUGGCUCAUAUUAAUCCAAAUGAAAAAUAUUUUAGUUAUUACCAGCUAAAUGUUAUUGGAGUCACUCAGGUAAGACAGAAGAUUGACUUCUUAAAUCACAGGCCAAAAAUGAAUACCUCCAGUGCCCUAUUCAAAAGUCACUUGCUAUAGAAUCCAUACUUCAGUCUAUUGUUUACUUGCUUUUUAGAAUUGGUUUUAUUUACACAGGGAUAUUGAAAAACCAAAGUGAAGAUGUUAGAGAAUCUCCCCACCAGAAUCCAUGAUUUUAAAAAAUAAAUCAAACCAGUUCAAAGAAUUCUGUUUAAUUCUAACAUUGCUUUUCUUUAUUUAUCGAAGUUCAUUUUUAAAUGGUUUUAUUUGAGGUUCUCUGGAAAAAAUUGCCAGCAUAAGUUACUAUUUAUUUAAUGCUGAAGGUAGCUUAAGUGAUAACUGUCUAUUAAUAAUAUGCAGAUACAACUGUCAAGGGCUUCAGCAUCAGGUAUACCCAUUAACUAAAAGGGUCAAGGGGCUAAAUUAUCGACCUUAUUUAGUUGAGUCAAUUCUGUUUUGUCUUCAGUAUUUAAAUCUAGUUAGUAAACGAAGCAACUAUUAAUCAGAAUUCUUUGAAUUCAUCAUUUUAAUUGCAUUUUGAUGGCGGACUUCUCAUGUUUGUAAUGAUUAAUUUCUAAUAAACUCCUUCAAGUAUAUGAAGUCACUUGCAGCAUGCUAUAGAAUGAGUCAAAUGGAAAGAUGAAAUUUCCUAACAUGCUUAAUUCUGAUCUUGUUUAUUUCCUUUAACUGUCCUUUUUUCCUUUUUUUAAUUUUCUGCUUAUCUUUUCCUUCCUUCAUCCGUGUUGCUUCAAUUCUUAAUAUGUUAAGUUACUCCGUAAAGAACAAAAGCCAUAACACACACACUUAUGUGAUGCAGUUAGAACUGUUGGCAGUAGCCUUACUGUCAUGUGUGCAAAUUGACAAUCUGUUCAACCCAUUUUCUCAUAUUAAAGAUUCGAAAUCCACGCAGCAAGGACUCUAUCCUAGACCCUGGUUUUAAAAUUAGUUAAAUAUUGACUGUAGAACACACUCCACCAUUUGCUUGUACAGCUUUUACAUUGCUGCAUCACUGCUCCAAAAUUAUCACUAGGGUUUAUCAAGUCUGCUAUCCUGCAGAAAAUGAUUUGACCAUAAGAAUAGCAGAUUAAUUGAUUUUUAUAUUCACUUAAAAUGCUGAUUGUUUCACACAAUCCAUGACUUUAUAGUUUUGUACACUGUCAAAUUUGAAUAAAGGGUGUUUGAAUAACUAUAAUGUUAGGUAAUAGUGUCUGAAUUACAGUAAAUAUUUUUUCACAUUAAAAUAUGAAAUGAUUUUGAAUGUGGAGAAAAAUUAGAUUGACACCAACCUUAUUCCUGGGUUGAUGUACAGUGUGCUAUGAUGUUGCCAUUGACCUCAUUAGGUGUGAUAACAUACGGUACAAUGAAAUUGUAGCCUGGUUCCAGAAUGGUCUGAUUUCUUGGCUUCCAUUAUUUGAAUGCAUAUAUUGUCAAAUGGAAAAACUUCAUCCAUGGGUUUCCACAGUUGCAACUUGGAUCAAUUGAAUUAAAUCAAUUUAGUCCUUUUUCACCGUAACUUUUCAGCAGGAAUUCUGAUGUGAUAGUUGGCUCACCAAACCAAAGUUCUUCUCUUUAAUGUGUGCAGAUUGGACAAAAUAAUUAAAUGAAUUUAGAUAAUAUGAUUUAAUUUGGACAAGACUUGUAAGUAAAUCACUACAAGAUGAAUAUUUUGGGUGGUUUACUGGAUAUAACUUUUACCAAGUAUGAAUGGCUGAUAUACCAUGCCUCUACUUAAGUGGCCAAGUUAAUGCACUGAGAAUCCUGCAUUGUUGUCAUCGUGUGGAGAAGUGGGAAGAAUGUCCAUUUGCCUUUCCAAUUAUCUCCACUCUCUGGCAGAAAACAUGAAGAUACAGUCCAGAAUAACUAUAUUGUUAAUGAGGCAGAUAGUUGUUUAGAAAAAACUAUAUAAAUGUUAUUAAGUUACCAGGGCAAAAUGGUUUGAUUAACCAGAGCCUAAAGUUAAUGUACAUUCUUAUUUGUUUUCUGCUCAUGCCAUUAUUUAUUUUGAUCAAAAACUGAAUGCAGGAUAAUUUUUUAAUUUUGUCCUUCCAUGCACAAGCAGAUUGUGCACAAUGGAUUAGCAAUUAUUCAAGAACACUAAACUGGCUUUAUAUCAAGCUUGUAAAGGGAAAGAUGGCAAAAACUGAUAAACAUAGAGUAAACUGAAAAAAUGGGCAUCAUCCAUUCAUAUUUUUCUGCAAAACAAUUUAUCCAUCUGUGUAUUUGAAGUCCAUUACAGUAGAUGCUGCCAGGCUAGCUGAGUUUCUCCAGCACUGUUUUUUGUUGGUGUUGAUUUUCUAGUCGCCGUUACAUCUGUGCCAGUUAGAUAUUCAUACUUCUAGCAUUUAAAGUCUAAAAGACUUUCCAUUUCCCCUAAUUCAAAUACAUUGGCUCAUGCUCUAAAGAGUAAGUAAUUUAUAGAAUUUAUGCAAAAUUGAACAUUUGUACUUCAGCUCUGGAAGUGCAUGUUACCUUGUAAGUAACUGAUAUUAAUAAAAUGACACUGUUAAAAUA